Molecule: messenger RNA, 126 nt
Organism: Chaetomium globosum CBS 148.51
Lineage: Eukaryota; Fungi; Ascomycota; Sordariomycetes; Sordariales; Chaetomiaceae
Exons: 2
Coding region: 1-126 (41 amino acids)
Source: RefSeq, a predicted model, not a curated record
AUGCCCGAGCUCACCAAAACGGCAAACACCCUGCCUGGUGUCCGCUGCCCGACCUGUGCCAUCAGCGGGGUGGAAGUGUGGGUAUUCGAGGGCCGGCUCUGUGUGUACUGCGGCACACCCUGCUAA